Malaya genurostris is the source of this 4627-nucleotide messenger RNA. RefSeq names its product SPARC-related modular calcium-binding protein 2 (gene magu). The record is from RefSeq and is a predicted model, not a curated record. Lineage: Eukaryota; Metazoa; Arthropoda; Insecta; Diptera; Culicidae. The coding region runs from base 1491 to 3542 and encodes 683 amino acids. The transcript is spliced from 11 exons. Gene Ontology annotation, molecular function: protein binding; calcium ion binding.
CCGUGUAGGGCGCAUGGUUCUUUGUAUCUUCAGUCUCGGUCCCAGCUGUCUUUUGCUUCAUCCCAUCUCGGAGAACUGGCCGUACGUAAGACCGUCAUUUCCGAUUCCGCCGCAGUGAAACGAGCAAAUCGGCGUAGAAGAUCAUCCUUGUCUGGAACGAGUCGUCCGAUCGGUCGGUCGGUCGGUCAGUGUCGAUGCAGCUUUCGAAUCGAAUGGUUGGUGAAGAUUUUAGCUCCGGCUCACGAAGUGUGGUAGAAUCUUUCGCGAUCUCUGGAAUGUACUACUCAAAGUGCUCUUAAGCUAUCGAUCAUCUACGUUGACAUCAAGUGCAAGGAUUAGGUUAAAUGGACUCGUAACUCGGAACAUAAUCGUAGAUUGCGAACGCAGAGCGCUGCUUGAUUGAUGUGAUUAGAGUGUGUGUGCUGCCGAUUUUUUUUCGGUCGGUCAAAAUCGUGCGCGAUCUCCGAACCCCCCUUGCGAAAAAUAAACAUUUCCAUCUUUAGAAAGCGAAGAUUUGCUGCGAAGUUUUGGACAGUUUCAGAACUACUAUUAGUAGAGUAGGUGGCUGGUGCUAAUUGAUAGGACGAAAUGAUGAAGCCAUCAAUGGUCAAUAUGAGUGAGUGAAUAAACCCCCAUUCUGAGUGACAGUCGGUUGCCCCCGGUGUAGUUGAACUCCGGCGACUCUUCCAGGACAAGACGUGCAUUGGAAAAGAAGAUGUGCGAGAAGUCGAAAAUCAAAUAAAUAAAUUUAUUAUCAAAUCAGGUCAACUUGUAUUAAAAAGCAAUAUUGCCGAGUGUGAGCAUUGAAUGCGGUUUUAGUGCGUGUGUAGUCGACAGAAGAGAAAAAGAGCAGAGACCCGCGUGAGGCUGAUGCGCUUCGUGGCCGUUGGUGUGCCGGCAAGAAGACGCGUGAAUAAAAAUAAUAACAGAAAAAAGAACUUUCAAUCAAAAUACGUUCGACGACUUCGGUGCGGUGCAGUUUUGCCACUUUGCGGAACGCCGUUUGUCGAAGAAAGAAAUCGCUUGGUCGGCUUAAGUAGAUAGUGGCGGUGCUAAUCAUAGUAAUACAAUACUGCGGCUAGCGGCUGUUAAUCAUCGGGCGGGCGAAAAAGCGCGCAUGUGGUGUGAGUGUUUGGGCAUUUUACAUACGUAAGUUAGGUUUGCUAAUAGUGAUAAUAAGUGCACUGUUUCGAACCGGUUCUCGGCCUGGAGAGUAAAAAAAUUUUACCACAACAGUACUCUCCGUACUACUGAGUGCUGCUUACUGGUGGUGCACUGGUAGUCUCUCCGAUAGUGGGCAAUAAAUCAAACCGAAACUGUCAGAAGGAAUUAGAUUUCCGAGCCGCCUUCAAUAGGAACAGCGUGCCGGUCUCGACUGAAGAAUCACCGGACAUCAGCCGGGCACUGUCAAGUGGUUUGUAGGUUACCGUAGGAAUUGUCAAUUGAACACAAUCUUGAUAGGUGUCUCCCGGAACGGCAAAGUGAUCAAGAUGAAACUGGCGGUGGCCUGCCUGAUAGUGCUGGUGCUGCGCGGUUCGCUGGCUAUUCCGCCCAAGUCGGAACCUACGAUCUCGGAAUGCACGGCCAAAGGUGGUGAAUGUGACGAGAGCAAGGGGCGCCCGGUAUGCGGCACCGACAACCAAACUUAUCCGACCCGGUGUCACCUGAUUAGAGCGCAGUGCAGUGGUCAUCAAGUCAGCCUGAAGCAUCGUGGCACCUGCAAAGAUGUAUGCCUCGCGUCCAGAACCUAUGCCCUGCAGCAUCGAUCCAGUUCGGCAUAUGCGGUCAAGUUCGUACCCCGGUGUCGGGAGGACGGGACCUACGCACCAGUUCAAUGCCUGGAUAGUGUCGGAUGUUGGUGUGUCAAUAGCCAAGGCAAACGACUACCGAACACGACGGUCCAGCACGGUAAACCGGUUUGCGUAAAGAAGGGCAAAUCAAAUCAACGCCGGUCUUCACCGAGAAAUCCGGUUAGAAACAAACGAAGUUGUUCCCGCAUGGACCGUGCCGUGUUCAACCGCAAUCUACAAAAGUUGUUCGAGAACGAACAUAUUCGGGUGCAGCAAAGUGUAAGAAGUGCUACCGGAUUACUGGGGGUCUCCGGUACCGUUAGUGAAAAGACCGUACUGGAGUGGAAGUUUGCGUCGAUGGAUGGAAACAAGAACGGGAUGCUGGACAAAAAUGAAUACCGGGAGUUGAAACGAUUGAUUAAGAAAGUUGUCAAACCGAAACGCUGUGGCCGUUCGUUCGGUAAAAGCUGCGAUGCCGAUCAGGACGAGCGGCUGUCUCGGCUGGAGUGGUCCAACUGUUUCUCGAAAGAUAACCUAACACCCGAAAUGGAAAACUAUCCGUCGCCAUUAUCAUCAUCAUCAUCUUCUACUUCCGGUGGUACUACUUCUGGUGGACUGUAUGCCACUGCUGCCCAUCACCAUCAUCAUCAGCACCAUUCGGGUGCGGUCAUCGGCGGUGGCGGUGGCGGUGGUGGUGGUGGUGGUUUUGGUGGCACCUUGAUCGGUGUCGGUGUCGGUGGUUCCUCACAUUCUUCCUCUAGCUCUAGCACCCAUCACCAUAGCUUUCUUCGAUACGAUGAGUCACAGCAGAAUGGCUCCAACCAAGAUUACAAUGAUUUUGACGAUGAAGAUGAUUACUCAGAAAAUGACGACGAUUCGGACGAACUGCCCGAUAGUGAUAACACGCUACUAAACGGACUGCACUUUAGCAUUGCCGGCAAGCGGCUGCAGCCCAACCUGUUGCUGCAGGGCAAAACGACACUGGAACUGAAAGGUGAACAGGAUCCCAUCUUCAAGGACAGCGAAGCCGAAUCGGACUGCUUGAGUGAUCGAGCGGCUGCUUUGGAAGAACAACGGGGUGGAGCAACGGCUUUGUACGUUCCGGAGUGCACCGCCGAUGGACGUUAUCAGCGAGUGCAGUGCUACCGAUCCACCGGAUACUGUUGGUGUGUUCACGAGGACACCGGGAAAAACAUUCCCGGAACAUCGACAAAGGAUAAGCGACCGCAGUGCGAUGUCUAUCCGGGUGUUGGCGGUCGACAAAUGCGGGGCUGUCCCGAUGAUAAGAAGCUGGAGUUUUUGAAGGAUCUGAAAGAUUUUUUGAAGCAACAGAUUGCCAGCAACUCGGUCACGGCAGCUGACAACACGAAAUGGGGUACCGAAGAUGAAAAGAUAGCCACGCUCAGUUUUGUUUUGCUGGAUAAAAACAAAAACAAGGUAUGGGAAAGAAAGGAAUGGAAAACUUUCCGAGAACUGGUGACGGCAGCCAGACAAUUGCGCAAAUGCGGUAAAAAAAUGCCCCGCUACUGUGACAUCAACAACGAUCGUAAAAUCACCCUGUCGGAGUGGCUGAACUGCCUACAGACCCAGCGGACGCCGUACGUCAUGGACAGCAGCAUGUCGAAGGUAUCGUCCACAUCGUCAUCGUUCAGUCCUGUUUUGUCCGAUGGAUGGAAAGCGCCCCUUUCCGCCUCGUCGACGUCGAAAUUUCGCGGUCCCAAUCCGUUGGAGUCGGUUCUGAAAAGUGAUUGAAAACCCAUUCACCCCCGCUCUUUGAGAAGCAAUUAACCGAAUGAGACUUAAAAACUCUGUCGAGAGCAAUACUACGAAGUAGGUGCGGUCCAGGUGAUGCACUUUCUGCUUCUUAUCCGAAAUCGAAAUAUUCUAACCACGAGAAGGGCAUAAAAGCAAGUAAUUCAGAUGAUUAAUCUCUCUCUCUCUCUCUUUGCUAUGAGAUAUAGUGCCAUGUUUUACAGCAAUAGGAGCUUACGAAGGAAAGGAAAAAUUUUCUCCUCUGUAUGUGUGUGUGUGUGUUUUUGAGAGUAAAAACACAAUUGAACGAAAUCGAACGAAUCGUGUAAUCCUACUACCGGUGUACCAGUGAUAUUUUCGCACUUUAUAUCGCAAAAUCUUCAUACGAGAAUUGCGUAUAUUUAUUUUUAUGCUAACACAAGUUCAUUCGAUCAGGUGGUCUAUGGGAGAGGACAAUGUAAUUCGGAUUGUUUAAAUAGUAUUUAACGUUAUGGUACGCAAAAUGUUGAUGAAAGAUUUCAGAACAAAGAAGAAGGUAAAAUCGUUAUACACAAAAUCAGUAUUAGAAGUUUGUCCGUUUUUUUUAUUGACUCAUAAACAGCAAGGAAACAAGGAAACAGUUCAAUCCGAGCGAGAAAGUUUUGACGAUUUACUGUUAUACAAGCAGAGAAGCAGUGAAGGUACGAUUAGAAUGCUGUAAGGAACUAAAACUGCGUGUGAUAUAUGUUAUUUAAUUUACAAUGUACGUUAUAAAUUUAAACUAUAUUGUACAACCGAAAACCCAGUUGGUCGUUGUGAGUUGGCAUCCUCUAUAUAUUCGGUGUGCUGAGCAAAAAAGAAAACUCUAGUUUUGCCAGAGCAACUACGAUACUAUACUAGUAAGAGUGUGUAAUUAAAAGUCACUCGCUGUCUGCUUACUAUUUAUAUGAUGACUACAACUGAAAACAAAACAAAAAAAACGAGUAAUAAGCCAUGUAAACCAGUUCCUUCACUCCGCUGAUAGCGUUGUGAGAGAAACGUUUUAAUCGGUAGGCCCGUGUUACAUUUAGGCAUGCUAAUUAAAUAUUUUAAAUUAACAUUGGUUA